Molecule: messenger RNA, 1515 nt
Organism: Exophiala spinifera
Lineage: Eukaryota; Fungi; Ascomycota; Eurotiomycetes; Chaetothyriales; Herpotrichiellaceae
Exons: 1
Coding region: 1-1515 (504 amino acids)
Biological process (GO): transmembrane transport
Cellular component (GO): membrane
Molecular function (GO): transmembrane transporter activity
Source: RefSeq, a predicted model, not a curated record
AUGGCAAUGUUCGAAGACGAGCCACGGCAACAAUCAACAGAAAGCCAGCCGUUGCUUCAAGAACAAACGCCACACCGCACAGCCCAACCACCCCGGGUGUCGAGAGCGGUGUUCUGGAAAUUAUACGCCCUCGUGUUCUGUGUCAAUAUUGCUUUUCAGCUCUUGAUCCCGGCUCAGACCGAAAUAUUUGAGAACAUCUACUGUAAACAGUGGUAUCGUCGCCAUCCCAGGCCCGACCUGCCUGCCCAUCGUCCGGUUCCGGAGUCGUUCUGCAAGAUCAGUCCCAUUCAAACUCAAGUCUCGUCGCUGAAAGGAUGGCUCGAGGUCUCCCAGGCUGUACCGGGUCUGCUCUUGAGCAUACCCGUCGGCGUGCUUGCUGACCGCAUUGGCCGUCGGCACAUUCUCAUCGCAAACGCACUGUCGAUUUUGUUGAUGCAAGUGUGGAUCACGGCCGUCACCUGGUUCGACGGGCGUUUCCCUCUCCAAACUGUCUGGCUAGCUGGUACCCUCGGCCUGUUCACUGGCGGGAGCAUGGUGACGGAGAUGCUCUUCAUUUGCAUCUUGUCAGACAUAAGCCCCCAUGAUCGACUCGCCGAUACGUUCGUCUUCACGACAUCCUUUUCCUAUAUCGGCAGGAUGCUCGGGCCGUUGGUCUCGGGCAUCCUGAUGCGAUGGAGUCCAUGGUAUCCCGUGUACCUAGGUCUUGGGGUUCUGGGAGUCACCAUCUUUGUGGUUGUGUCGUUACCGGAGACACUGCACCUGCAGAAGCGUGAAGACACAGCGACUGAAGAGACGUCCUCGGAGCGUGACGAACGGACAACAACAACACCACCACCACCACCAAAUAAUCGAUCUUCGUUCACUGCUUCGCGAACAUCUAUUCGCAAAGUUUUAAAGAUAUGGAGUGAUUGGCGGCUUGUGGUUGUGGCAUUGACUCUGCCGUUGAAGAUCAUCUUCUACGCUUUGAACGACCUGGUUCAACGAUACGUGUCUGACAGAUACGGCUGGACUUUGGCGAACGCCACGCUCCUUUACUCCCUUCAGGCUGCGACGACGACUGCGAUGCUAUUGACGGUCCUCCCUCUGAUCUCCAACUACAUCGACAGCCGCUUCUCGAUCAGUGUUCUUCAGAAGAACGUGGUCUUGACCAGGGCGUCGCUAUUCGUACUUGCACUGGCAUACGCAAUCAUUGGGCUUGCACCAAACCCAGCCAUCAUGCUUAUCGGCAUGUUUGUCGAAACGCUCUCGACCGGUCUCCCUGCGACGAUGCGUGCUCUGGCGGCAGCUUUGGUCAGCAGCCAGGACAAGGGGAGCGUGUUCUCCGUCAUGGCAGUGGCUGAAACGCUGAGCACGAUGAUGGCCUACCCUGUCACUGCUAUGCUGUUUAAUAUCGGCUUGGAGCACGGUGGAGGGGUGUGGCUGGGCCUGCCUUAUGAUUUCGUCUCCGUUGCUGCCGCUUUGGCUUGUAUCAUUAUGUGUCUGCUCCGAUUCGAGAGACGUGUCGGGAUUUCAUAG